AUGGGCUGCGCCCCCAGCAUCCACGUCUCGCAGAGCGGCAUGAUCUACUGCCGCGGCUCGGACGAGUCCAAUUCGCCGCGUCAGACCGCCGCCGUCUCGCAGGGAACGGGCGCCACCGUGCACGGGCUCUUCAUCAAGACCGACGCGGCCGACUCCAUCCCUUCGGUGCUCGCCUUCCAGAGUCGCCAGGCGCCGAACUGCCCGGCCUACCCGCGCAGGGAGAUGGGCAGGAGUGGGGGUCGCCACUGCUGUGGCGUCGUCGAGGCGGAGACCCAGACCCGCCAGAGUAGCGUCAAGCAGGCUUCAACUACUGAAACAGAAAUUGGACCUAUGAGACUGACACAAGAUCCUAUUCAGGUAUUGUUAAUCUUUGCCAAAGAAGACAAACAGAGUGAUGGAUUCUGGUGGGCUUGUAAUAAAGCUGGGUAUAGGUGUAAUAUUGCUCGGACACCAGAAUCAGCACUUGAAAGCUUUCUUGAUAAAUAUCAUGAAAUAAUUGUUAUAGAUUAUCGAAACUCCAGACACUUUGAUGCAGAAGCCAUCUGUAGGUCAAUUCGUGCUACAAAACCUGCUGAACAUACUGUGAUAAUAGCUGUUACCUUACAAACAUCUGCUGGUCAGGAAGAAGCUUCUGUUCUCCCACUUCUCCAUGCGGGAUUUAAUAGGAGAUUUUUGGAGAAUAACAGCAUCAUUGCUUGUUACAAUGAACUGAUUCAAAUAGAACAUGGUGAGGUGCGAUCACAGUUCAAAUUACGGGCUUGUAAUUCGGUAUUCACUGCACUAGAACACUGUCAUGAAGCAAUAGAAAUAACUAGUGAAGAUCAUAUUAUUCAGUAUGUUAACCCAGCCUUUGAACAGAUGAUGGGCUAUCAAAAAGGAGAAUUAAUAGGGAAAGAACUUACAGAGCUUCCAAAAAGUGACAGAAAUCAUGCAGAUUUGUUGGAUACAAUCAACACAUCCAUCAAAAGAGGAAACGAAUGGCAAGGAGUUUAUUACGCGCGAAGAAAAUCAGGAGAUAAUAUCCAACAGCAUGUUAAGAUAACACCUGUGACAGGUCAAGGAGGAAAAAUUCGACAUUUUGUAUCUAUCAAAAAACUGUGUUGCAGCAAUGAUAGAAACAAACAGACUUACAGAAUACAUGAUGAUGAAAAGUGUGCAGGAGAUCAGUUUCAAUCAGACUCUCACUCCUUCAGAUGCAAGAACAGAAGGAAAGAAUCCAUUGAUGCUAAAUCAAUAUCUUCUCAAAGUAGUGAUGCAACAAGUUUACAGAAUCAUCGAUAUUCAUCUAUAGCAAGAAUCCACUCCAUGACAAUAGAAGCUCCAAUUACAAAGGUUAUUAAUAUAAUCAAUUCAGCUCAAGAGAAUAGUCCGGUGACUGUAGCAGAAGCUUUGGAUAGAGUGUUGGAAAUCUUACGAACAACAGAACUUUAUUCUCCACAGUUAGGAACCAAAGAUGAUGACCCUCAUACUAGUGAUCUUGUCGGAGGAUUGAUGACUGAUGGCUUGAAAAAACUGUCAGGAAAUGAGUAUGUCUUUUCUAAAAAUAUGAACCAGAGCCAUUCAGUGCCAGUCACUAUCAGUGAUGCUCCGCCCUGCAUUGCACACUUAUUGGAUAAUGAAGAGAGCUGGGACUUUAACAUUUUUGAACUGGAAGCUGUUACAAAUAAAAGGCCAUUAGUUUACCUGGGUUUGAAAACUUUUUCCCGUUUUGGCAUCUGUGAAUUCUUAAACUGUUCAGAAACCACACUGCGCGCAUGGUUCCAAGUGAUUGAAGCAAACUACCACUCCUCCAAUUCUUACCAUAACUCUACUCAUGCAGCAGAUGUUCUGCAUGCUACAGCAUUUUUUCUGGGGAAAGAAAGAGUUAAGGGAAGCCUUGAUCAUUUAGACCAAGUGGCUGCAUUAAUAGCGGCAACAAUUCAUGACGUGGAUCAUCCAGGACGGACCAAUUCUUUUCUGUGCAAUGCAGGCAGUGAACUGGCUGUUCUCUACAAUGACACUGCUGUCUUAGAAAGCCAUCACACAGCUCUGGCCUUCCAGCUGACAACAAAAGACAACAAGUGCAACAUUUUUAAAAAUCUCAACAGAAAUCAUUAUCGUACCCUUCGUCAAGCAAUUAUUGACAUGGUCUUGGCAACAGAGAUGACAAAGCACUUUGAGCAUGUGAAUAAGUUUGUGAACAGCAUCAUCAAGCCCAUGCCCUCAGAUGAAAGCAACAAUGAUAGUGGUGAUUGUGAAUACCCAAACAGUCUCAAGAACUUUCCAGAUAACCAAACACUGAUCAAGCGCAUGAUGAUAAAAUGUGCAGAUGUUGCAAAUCCAUGUCGUCCUCUAGAAUUGUGUAUUGAAUGGGCUGGGAGAAUUUCUGAAGAAUAUUUUGCCCAGACUGAUGAAGAAAAGAAGCAGGGCCUACCAGUUGUGAUGCCUGUAUUUGAUCGAAAUACCUGCAGCAUCCCCAAGUCUCAGAUAUCCUUCAUUGAUUACUUUAUAAUGGACAUGUUUGAUGCUUGGGAUGCAUUUGCAUAUCUACCUGGUCUGAUGCAACACCUAGCAAAUAACUACAAACACUGGAAAAAAUUAGAUGAAUCAAAGUGUAGGAGCCUUCGUCUCCCUUCAGAGAAUAACCUUGGAAGCUGAAGAGGACAAAAGAAAGAUCAGAGCCUACCACAUACACUGUGAACCAUAUACUGGUAUGGACCCAAGAAGGGUUGAAUUUCCUUCACAAUGAAGUAACCAACUGGGAAAUGUGGAGAAAAAUAUUGUUUCUCAAUUUUAAAUAGUUCAAAAUUCUAUAAAACUGUGGGCUUUUUUAAAAAAUAAAGGACAUAAUUUAGAGACAAGAAAUGGUUUAUAAACGCUAUCCUUUUUUUUGUGGAAUAAUAGAUCCUUUUAAGGGUAGUUUUA
Thamnophis elegans (Western terrestrial garter snake) is the source of this 2904-nucleotide messenger RNA. It is a transcript of the gene PDE8B, whose product is annotated as phosphodiesterase 8B. The record is from RefSeq and is a predicted model, not a curated record. Gene Ontology annotation, biological process: signal transduction. The transcript is spliced from 22 exons. The coding region runs from base 1 to 2637 and encodes 878 amino acids. Lineage: Eukaryota; Metazoa; Chordata; Lepidosauria; Squamata; Natricidae. Gene Ontology annotation, molecular function: 3',5'-cyclic-AMP phosphodiesterase activity.